AUGAACACUAACACCGAUACUUCGGAAGAUCUGACUGGUGCUGCUACGUCGAUCCAUGCUUCACAGCAUGGCAGGCGACAUGUGCCUUUUGAUUCGAUCAAGAAUGAAAUUGAAGUUGUUGCUGCUCCUGCGCCUAGAACAAGAACUGGCGGAACUUCGCGCAAGUCAGCGCGCGUACCAGCUGCAGACGUGCAACAACCUGUGACAUCCAUGCAGCAGCCAGCUACAAUCGUGCAGCAACCUGCACCAAUUUGCAGUGGGUUGGAGUUCAAUACACCCCCGACGUUCACCGGAAACCGAGACAACGAUGCGGUCAAAACGUGGACGUUGGCGAUCCGGGACAUCGUGUCCUUUCACGAGGUCCGCAAUGAAUUCCAAAGCGAAUACGAAAAAAUCCUAUACGCCGCGUUGUUCCUGGGAGGAGACGCAAAAGAAACCUGGAAUCUCGAACGAAGACGUCUGGAGCAGAGCUAUGCAGAAGGUGAUACUGUGAGACAGAUCACUAUGUUCCAACAGCUCAGUUUCCAAGACUUUUUGGGCUGGAUGGAGGAGAAGUAUCGAGAUUUUAAUUCGCAACAGCACCACAGGCAUGCGUACAAGAAGUGCGUUCAAGGCUCACGUACUGUGAACGCAUACGCAACGGAAUUGGAUCGGUUGGCGUCAAGGAUUCGACCCCCCUAUCCGGACCACGUCGUUUUGGACCACUUCAAAGAUGGGCUCAGUCACAAGGUACGGAUGGCUUUGGCCAUGGCCAUAGACCAGCCCGAUGACUUUACCGGCUAUGUGGUAAUGGCUACCAGAAUUGAUCAACAAAUCAGAGCGGCUGAAGCUCACCAGAAAAACAAAGACAAAUGGCCUCGAAGCUCGACUCGAAACUCAAGUGGCAGUUCAAGCAAUCGAAAAAUGCAAAAAUCCAAGACGAAUCCAAAUCCAGAAAUCGAGGCAUGGAACAGAGAAUGCCGAGAACGCAAUGGUUGCUUUAGGUGUGGCAGGACCGGCCACGCUGCCAAUCAAUGCAAACAUGACGACAGGCGACCAUGGAAGUUCAACCACUAA
Mycosarcoma maydis (corn smut) is the source of this 1056-nucleotide messenger RNA. RefSeq lists its product as uncharacterized. The record is from RefSeq and is a predicted model, not a curated record. Lineage: Eukaryota; Fungi; Basidiomycota; Ustilaginomycetes; Ustilaginales. Gene Ontology annotation, molecular function: zinc ion binding; nucleic acid binding. Bases 1 to 1056 code for a protein of 351 amino acids. The transcript has 2 exons.